Microbotryum saponariae is the source of this 156-nucleotide messenger RNA. The record is from the annotation of a GenBank genome assembly. NCBI's taxonomy places the organism in Eukaryota, Fungi, Basidiomycota, Microbotryomycetes, Microbotryales, Microbotryaceae.
AUGACUCAUUCAGCCAAGUGCGCCACCCCGCAUCCAAGUCAGCAACCACCUCGAGCUCGUCGUCUCUCUCUCUCUGUGUGUCUCCUUCCUGUUCCUCGUCGACGCGCUCUGCACUUCUCGCACUACGUAGGAUUGCCGACAUCGCCCUCCUUUUAA